This is a messenger RNA of Baudoinia panamericana UAMH 10762, 723 nucleotides long. RefSeq lists its product as uncharacterized. The coding region runs from base 1 to 723 and encodes 240 amino acids. The transcript has a single exon. The record is from RefSeq and is a predicted model, not a curated record. NCBI's taxonomy places the organism in Eukaryota, Fungi, Ascomycota, Dothideomycetes, Mycosphaerellales, Teratosphaeriaceae.
AUGUACAAUGCCCAUCGUACAUCAAUGUCGCUUCUGUCGCUGCCCGCAGAGCUCAGGCUACAGAUAUACCAGAACUUGCCACAUCUCCGACCAGGCCGCAGUGAGACGGUGGCGCCGCGUAUAGCUAUAACACCGGCUAUCUCUAGAGUCAAUUGCAAAUUGCGGCAGGAAUCGCUGCCGAUCUACGCGGAGAACGCGCAUUUCUUCAUACAGGCUGAUGAGGAGAGCCUCCCAGCAAGCGAUCGUGUCGCAGCAUGGCUCUUCGCUCUCGGGAGUGCUAUCAAGCACGUCCGUAGCUUCCAGCUGAGCCGCCACUGGAUCGGAAGCCACCCAACUCGCUGGCAGGGUCACGUUGGCUUUUAUGUCCGUCUUGAGCGGCUGGAUGAUGCGUGGCAGGUCAAAGCAGGCACGUACCCCAUAGCUGGGGAUAUCCGAGCGAUGCGAGCGGAAAGCGUUGAACUCCUGCAAUACGUCGUGCGGCAAAACGUUGUGCUACCUCUCAAUAUGCGAGACAAGCCCGAGCUUCAAGCCCAGGAUGUGCAGUUUGUCGCGGCCGCGAUUGCAGUUGUGGCUACUCAUCCGAUCUCCGCGGUUGACACUGAGCAGAGUGUGGCCGGUGGGCAGCGGCGGAGGAAGGCUUGGUCGCAGCUGGAAGGGGCACUGCUGGCAUUGAAGCCUGCAGCCGGCGAGCAUGAUGUCUGGCCUUCCCGAACACUCCGUUGA